AUGACUAACUCGGACCAGACACACGACACCAUGCCUCCAAGAGGCGGCCGCGGCGGUCGUGGCGCAAAGCGCGAAGUCGUCCAGGAGCAGUCCGACACGCCCGCUUCCAUCGAGACGCCCACCCGCAAGAAGAGAAGAGUAAGCUCGCCCACCCGCCGCCCGACGCGCUCGCACCCGCACCUAGUAACCGCCGCUCAGCUGAACAACAACGUCGACCCUGCGGAAUCGAGAGUCCCGACCCGCCCUCCCUCCGCCCAGAGCGACCGGACAAUAGGCAGCGAUGAUGAGGAUGAAGGCAAAGAGAAGCCCACCCCCGAGGAGCUCUUGACUCAGGUCGUCCCGCUACUCCGCGUCGCCGGCUACGUCACGAAUGCCCAGGUUGAGCUUUCCAACGAGCUGCAAAAGCGCGAUCCGGCCAUCGCCGAGAAGGGCAGCACUCAGGCUUACGCCAAGAUCGAGGGCCACAAUUGGGUCUUCUUCGCGAAGUCGACCCACGUCGUCAUCGGCAGAGGCGAGCACGGCUAUUCUGCACGCCAGGCGAGCGAGAACGGUGGUGGCACGCCCGGUCAGCAAGUCGGCAGCAGCUUCUACGGGCAGCAGGGCCCCACUGCUUCCGAAAAGGUCCACAUCGACCUGGGCCCCGACAAGCAGGUGUCGCGUAUCCACGCCUGGAUCGACUACGAGCCCGACGCGCGCUCAUGGUUCGUUCUCGUCAACGGCCGGAAUGGCCUGAAGCUGGACGACCGCACGCUCUCGCGCGGCGAGAAGGUCAAGCUGCACUCGGGUUCCGUGAUCGGAGUUUGUGGCACUGAGAUGAUUUUCGUGUGCCCUGGCGAGUCGAUCGAUGUUCACCCAUCGAUUAUCGCACGCGCCAGGCAGGGUGAGUCUGGCGAAGGCGAGGAUGGUCAGGAUGAGAGCUCGUUCCACCAGAUGAACAACGGUCAUGGAAAGAGUACUGGAUCUCAGGGAGGUCUUCCCCCAACUAGCGCUCCGUACAACGGUUCGAAUGCUCGCCAGCACGGCCAAUACAACCAGAGUCACUCUUACCAGGCCCACCCGCCUUCAUCGGGUCCUUUGGCGCCCAAUACUCCCAUUCCCUCGCGAACCAAGCAGUCUCCUAAAAUCAAGACAUCUCCCUCUGGAGCCUAUUCCCGUGGGGUUAUGCUUGAGAGCACGGAGCACAUUGACUACAGCGCCGACAGCGCAAAGGACUUGAAGCCCCCGCACAGCUACGCCCAGUUGAUCGGACAAGCCAUCAUGUCGUCGCCCGAAGAGCAGCUGACGCUGGCCAACAUUUAUGAAUACAUCAAGAAGCACUAUGCAUUUUACCGCUUCAGCGGCGGCGGAUGGCAGAACUCGAUCCGCCACAAUCUCUCACUGAGCAAGCAUUUUGAAAAGGUCGCGCGCCGCACGGACGAGCCGGGUAAGGGCAUGAAAUGGCGGCUGGUUCCGGAAGAACGGGAGAACUUUUUGAAGAAGGGCAUCCACACUCGCAAGACGCGCAUGGGCUCCUCCGGACCCAACUCGCCGGCGAUCGCUCAGGCUAGCGAGCGUUUGCACGGAGCCGUCACCGUCAACCCCGAUGUUCAGACCCCAUCCCAGCCCUCCAAGUUCCGAGUCAAGGAGUCGCCCCGCUCCGUUACCCCGCCGCUUACCAGCUAUCCAACGGCAAACGAAUCCUACACGCCCGAUCGCGGUCCACAGCCACAGCGCAAGCCUCUACUCAACAGCGAUCAGAUCUUCACCCCCAUCAACGACCGCAAGGUUACUUUCCCGCCCAUGCAAACUACAAAUUUUGGCCGCGCGCUGGAGCAAGAGAGCAAUAUACGCAAUUCGGGGGCCAUUAUCGACAGCAAGACCGAACCGGGUCCUACGCCACGCCCCCGCUCUUCUCUUGACUUGUCUUACUCGCCGCCGGCAACAAACGGCUACAAGACGGCUGGCCUGGAUCUCCCGGAGACCUUCAACGGCCUAGUCACGCCCCUUGUCGCCAAGAACAAGCCACACCUUGCCCCUCCGAGCACAGCCAAGAUGCCCAGCCAGUAUUGCUAUCUGAGUUCUCCUGCACCAUUCUGGAAAUUCGCCGACCUGGGAUCCACACCUGCGCGCCAGUACGUCGAUUUCAGUCCGAGUAAGGAAUCGAAGCCCUUCAACUUUGGAAACGACGAGGAGAAUGAAAAAGACGAGAUGGACGAUGACGAGGAAGAAGAGGAGGAGGAGGAGGUAGAAGCAGGCCCAGUUCAACCUAGCUCGCCGCCCGUCGUCAUGGGCGACACAGCAAGCCGAAGCCGAAGCCGGGAAGGAUCCAAUUCGGGAGAGGGAGACUCGCAAGAGCUUUCUCCAGCGACACCAACUCGGCCGAGCAGUCGCCGCUUCAACACAGCCGAGGAGGUUGCGGUGAAGAAGCAGCUGCCGACGCAGCUGGAGGGCGAUGACAAGGACGAAGAGGGCAUUGACCUCAUGAAGUAA
This is a messenger RNA of Lasiodiplodia theobromae, 2469 nucleotides long. RefSeq names its product Forkhead box protein c2. Bases 1 to 2469 code for a protein of 822 amino acids. Gene Ontology annotation, molecular function: DNA-binding transcription factor activity, RNA polymerase II-specific; protein binding; RNA polymerase II cis-regulatory region sequence-specific DNA binding. Gene Ontology annotation, biological process: regulation of transcription by RNA polymerase II. Lineage: Eukaryota; Fungi; Ascomycota; Dothideomycetes; Botryosphaeriales; Botryosphaeriaceae. The transcript has a single exon. The record is from RefSeq and is a predicted model, not a curated record.